Messenger RNA from Macrobrachium nipponense, 6093 nucleotides. Its product is annotated as titin-like. The record is from RefSeq and is a predicted model, not a curated record. The transcript has 2 exons. NCBI's taxonomy places the organism in Eukaryota, Metazoa, Arthropoda, Malacostraca, Decapoda, Palaemonidae. Bases 144 to 5393 code for a protein of 1749 amino acids.
GUGUAUUUUCUACUCCCGAGCUCGAUUUGACUCCCAGUGUGAGAAAAACUGCCUUCAAUAGAGGAGUUCGGAAAUAGACGAUCGCCUCUGAAGGAUCUUUUUUUUUCUACGUCGUGUGAUUCAUCGAAAUUACUUUUGUCUCCAUGGAUAUGAGAAAGCUUAUUGGCUUAGUUAUUUUGAUCCACCUGGCAGCUGGUGCAUCUGAAGAUGAUUCGGUCGAGGCUAUUCAAGAUGGAAAUGACCCCAGCACGAAGGAAGCAGAUGAAGUCUCAGUGCAACUCCCAACUCCCACUCGGCUGAAUCUCUCUUCUGGGACACAGCCUGGACUACUAGAUUCCCAUAAUACAGGACCCUCCUUCCCCAACUCAUCAGGAAUCAAGACUACGAAUGUGCCAAGAUUUCAGGAACUUAAAACUCAUGAUGAUUUUCGAGAUAUAAGUCUGCAAGUGUCAAACAAGAGGACCCGUGGCACCGGACGAAAUUUUAGGAAACGUAGGAUUCCAAAAAAUCGAAGUAUUGCUCAAGAGGUUCCUCCUUACAUAAAUACAAACUUGAACAUACCACAUAUUCACGGAAAAAAUAAACAGGACAUCGAGAAACCGGGGUUACCUGAUAAUCACGAAUCAGGUACUCUUAAUUCACAAAAAACAAUAUUCCCUAAAUUUCUACGUGCUAAAAACACACGUGAUUACACAAAUAUUCCCCAAAAUCAUUAUUUUCCUAAUGCGGUUGAUACAAAUGUUCCACAAAUUCCAGAAAUCAAUUUGCCUCCUAAACCAUCCAUUACUCCAGUAGAACUUCCUAUCCCACGCCUACCAGACACAAACAUCACACAUACUCCUCCACAAACCUCCAGCCCUGAAAUAGAAGACGUCCCACAACUGAAACGAUCAGCUGUUAGCAAUCCAGAUGACCCAGAUAAUACUCUUUCUGAAGAUCAGCAUUUACCCACUGUUGAACAUCCCAAGAUAUCAACGGAAAAUAUAUCAGCAAUUAUACACACACUCAUACAAAACAUAAGUGACUCAAAAGUUCCACAAAUUAUAGAAAUAACUUUAUCUCCUGUCACACCAGUAACUCCGGUAGAACUACUUACACAAAAACUCCCACUGACGAACAACACAAGUACUCCAAUGCAAAUUGAUUCUCAUCCUGAAACAUUAUACACUCCAGAAUUAGAACUACCAAGUGUCAACAACAUAAAUCCUUCAGAUAGUUCAGUUCUGCAGGAUCGUCACAUACCAGAGCUAGAUACAUCAGAAAUUGUAAACUCAGUCACACGAAACUUAAGUGAUGUAAAUAUUCCACAAAUUCCAGAUUUCAAUAUACCUCCUGUUCCAACCACAGCUCCAAAAGAACUUCCCAUUCCAGAGCUUCCAUUGAUAAACACCACACCUAUUCCACAGAUUUCUAGCCCUCAAACACAAAACGUUCCAGAAUUAGAAGUGCCUGCUGCUAACAAACCACAUUAUCCAGACAUUCCCAGUCCUGAAGAUCAAGAUCUUCCAGUCGUAGAACAUCCCAAAAUACCAGAGAUAAAUAUGUCAAAAAUAGUAAAUCCAGUUAUGCAAAAUAUAAGCGAGGCAAAAGUUCAACAAAUUCCAGGUAUCAGUUUGCCUACUAUUCCAGCCCUAACUCAAGCUGAACUUCCCUUUCCAAAGCUUCCAGUCCCAAAUGCCACACACAUCCCACAGAUUUCUAGCCCUCAAAUGAAAGACGUUCCUGAAUUUAAUCUCCAAUCAUUUAACAAACCAAAUUAUCCAGAUAUCCCUGUGUCUCAAGACCACGAUCUUCCUAAUGUAGGAAAUCCUGAAAUACCAAAGCCAAAUACACCAGCAAUUGUAAAUCCAGUCAUACAAAACAUGAGUGAUACAAAACUUCCAUCAAUUCCAGAUACAUCUUUACCUCCUAUCACAGCCAUAACGCCAGCAGAACUUCCUGAACUUCCUGUCCCAAUGCUUCCACUGACAAACUACACAAAUAUUCCACAGUUUUCUCGCCCUCAAAUAACAGACAUUCCUCUGAAACAACCAGCUAUUAUCAAACCAGAUGAUCCAGAUAUUCCUAUUCUGGAAAGUCACGAUCUUGCUAAAGUAGAGCAUACAAAGAUACCAAACCUGAAUACAUCAAAACUUGCCAACCCUGAAGUUCAGCAAAGUCCAGACUUCAAAAUACCUCCUGUUCCAACAGUAACUCCUAUAGAACUUCCUAUUCCAAAUUUUCCACUUUUAAACGACACACAUCUUCCACAACUUUCGGACCCUCCAACACAAGAAAUUCCAAAAUUAAAACUAACCGCUAUUAUCGAACCAAAUAUUACUAGGCCUAAUGAUCAAGAUAUUCUUAUUGUAGAGCAUCCUAAUAUAUCAGCAAUUGUCAGCCCUUUCAUACAAAACAAAAGUGAUGCAACUGUUACACAAACUCCAGAUUUCAAUAUAUCUCCUGUUCCAACCAUAACUCCAGGAGAACUUGCAGUCCCUAAGCUUCCAGUUACAAAUGUCACGCAUAUUCCACAGAUUUCCAGCUUUCAAUCAAAAGACAUUCCAGAAGUAAAUCUCGCAGUAAUUAACAAACCAAAUUACCCAGAUAUUCCUAUGCUUCAAGGUCAUGACCUUCCUAAUGCAGAAAAUCCUGAAAUACUAAAGCCAAAUGUAUCAACAAUUGUAAACCCUGAAGAGAAUGCACAGAUUCCAGGUAUCAUUUUGCCUCCUAUUCCAACCAUGACCCCCAAAGAAGUACCUAUCUCAGACCUUCAGUUUACAAAUAUCACACAUGCUCCAGAAAUUUCUGGCCCACAAACACAAGAUAUUCCAAAAUUAAACCUAACAGCUAUUGUCAAACCGAGGGAUCUCGUUAUAACAAGUUCUCAAGGUCAAGAUUUUCCUAUUGCAGAACAUCCUAAAAUACCAGAGCUAAAUACAUCAACUGUAAACCAAAUUGUCCGCAACAUAAGUGAUGAAAGAAUUCCACAAAUUCCAGACACAACUUUACCUCCUAUGACAGCCAUACCUCCAGCAGAGUUUCCUAUCCCAAAGCUUCCACUUAAAAACAUCACAAAUAUUCCACCGAUUUCUCGCCCUCAAAUAAUAGACAUUCCAGACCUAAAACAGCCAACUAUUAUCAAACCUGAUGAUCCAGGAAUUCCUAUUCUGGAAAGCGAUGGUCAUCCUGAAGUAGAGCAUCCUCAAAUACCGGAGCUAAAUACAUCAGCAAGUGUCAAUCCAGUCAUACACAACAUAAGUAAUACAAAACUUCAUCAGAUUCCAGAUUUCUAUACACCUCCAGUUCCGACCAUAACCCCAUUAGAACUUCCUAUGGUCAAACUCCCACACGCCAACAUCACACAUAUUCCACAGAUUAAUGGUCCUCAGAGACAAGACAUUGCAAAACUAAAUCUCCCACCUAUUAGCAAACCAGAUUAUCCAGGUAUUCCAAUGCCGGAAGGUCAUGAUCUUUCUACUGCAGAAAAUGAUGAAAUGUCAGAGCUAGAUAUGUCAUCGCUUAUAAAUCCAGUCAUACAGAAAAACAUAAGUGAUACAAAACUUACCCCAACUCCAGAUAUACCUUUAUCUCCUAUCACGCCCGUAACUCCAGUAGAACUUUCUAUCAAACAGCUUCCAGUUACAAACUUCACACAAAUUCCACAGGAUUUUAGCCCUCAAAUACAAAACAUUCCAGAAUUCAAAGCACCACCCUUUAGCAAACCAAAUUAUCCAGACAUUCCUAAUCCUAAAAGUCAAGAUCUAGUUGUAGAACAUCCCAAACUUCAAGUCAUAAAUAUGUCAAUAAUUGUAAAUCCAGUUGUACAAAAUACAAGUCAUUCAGAAGUUCAACAAAUUCCAGGUAUCGAUUUGCCUCAUAUUCCAGCCAUAACUCAAAAUGAACUUCCCAUUCCAGAGCUUACAAUCACAAACAUCACACAUACUAUUCCAAAGAUGUCUAACACUGAAAUACAAGAGGUUCCAGAUUUGAAACAAUCAGUAAUUAACAAACUAAAUUAUCCAGACACUACUGUGGUUCAAGGUCAUGACCUUCCUAAUACAGACAAUCAUGAAAUACUAAAGCCAAAUGUAUCAGCAAUUGCAAAGCCUGUAAAGAUUGUACAAAUUCCAGAGAUCAAAUUGCCUCCUAUUCCAACAAUAGCCCCUAAAGAGCUUCCUAUCUCGGACCCCCAAUUUAUAAAUGUCACAGAUACUCCAGAAAUUCCUAGCCCACAAACACAAGAUAUUCUCGAAUUAAACCUAACAGCUGUUGUCAAACCAGAAGAUAUAAUUAUAAAAAGUCCUACGAGUAAAGAUAUUCCUAUUCCAGACCAGCCUGAAAUUCCAAAGCUAAAUAUAUCGACAGCUGUAAACCCAGUUAUAAGCAACAUGGGUGACGAAAUAAUUCCAGAACUUCCAGAUACAACUUUACCUCCUCCACUGAUUACUCGCCCUCCAAUAGAAAAUAUUUCAGAAUUGAUUCUACCAGCUGUUAACAAACCAAACUAUCCAGAUAUUCCGAUUGUUGAAGACCUUUAUCUUCCUAACGUAGAACAUCCUACAAUACCAAGGAUAAACAUGCCAACAAUUGUAAACCCAGUCAUACAGAACAUGAGUGGUAUAACUCCGACCUCUAUUCCAGCAAUAACACCAGCAGACCUUCCAGUCCCAAACCUUCCAUUAGCGGACGUUACACAUAUUCCACAGGUUUCCACUCGCCAAAUGCAAGAUGUUCCAAUGGUGGAAUACCCUGAAUAUCAAGAGCUUAAUAGAUCAGAAAGGGAAAAACCAUUAUUCUCUGAUAUAAGUGGUAAUCAGGUCCCAGAAAUUCCAGACGUAGAAUUAAAUGACACACGAGCCAUACAUCCACCAGGAAUUGUUACUCCACAUUUGCCUGAAGUAAACAUUACACAUAGUCAACAAUUUUCCAACGCUGAAAUAACACCUGUUCCUAAUUUGAAUCUACAGGAUAUCAUAAGACAUAUUUCAUCUGUUAAUCCUGAAACGGUCAAUCUCAAAUUACCAAACAUAAGCUUACCUAUAUUUUCACAAGAUGAUAAACUUAAUCUUACCAAUAUUCCAGCUUUUCAAGGUCACGCUUUUCCCAAAGAUGAACCUCAUUUAUACCUUCCAAUAAUUUUAGCAAACGCUAACAAACUCAAUUAUUCGGAUAUCCCUGGUAUUAAGAUUCCUGACAUUCCAAACCUAAAUGUAUCUAUGGUACUAACGCCAGUUACACUCAAGGUAAAUGACACAACUGCCCCAGAAAUCCAUUAUGUUCAUUCGCCUCACAGUCCUCCCAUAGCACCACUUAAACUAAACUUAACAAACAAGUCACAACGUCCUAUACUUGAAAUUCCAGCAGUUCCAAAUCUACACCUCACAUUAAUAGCAUCUGACUGUCCAGAAUAAACGUUUUCAAGUCUUCUGCAAAUAUAAAGUGACAUAAUUAUCACUAUAUUGUUAUGGAAUUCCUGGUUAAACAUGAACCUCCUGAGAUUCCAGAGCAAAAUGUAUUAAAAGUUCCAAAGCAAGUCUUCCUUAAGCGAUAAUAAUGUUUUAUAAAACCCAGAUUUGUAUUUGUUCCCAUGUUCCAUCUCUAUUGCAAAUUGAACACUUACAUAUCUGCAAAUAAACAGUGCAAUAUUCCAAAGUUUUUAACCACGAUGUAUAUCAGCAUUUCCUAGUCGAAAUCCAUCAGAAGUCAAGAAAUUUGACCUCAACGAAAUCCACCAGAAAUCAAGAAAUUUUACCUCAACAGUACAAAACUAUUCUUCAUGACGUUCCCAUGAGAUUUAGCAGAUAUUAACAAACAUUAAGUUCCAAUGUUGAAUUUCACCACUGAGUUCCUAAAUUUAGAAGACAGAAAAAAUGCUGUAGUAUCAGCAGGCGAGGCUGAGGUGAAGUGGUGAUUAAAUGGUGUCCUUGGAAUUCAACUGUAUGCAGAUAUAUCGGUUUGCUUGCCUUAUGUCACCUUAAUUAUAAAUAUCCUGUGCAAGUUCGAGCGUGUAUGGAAAAAUGUCGCAGUUGAAAUUCUUCACGAAAUGCUUGAAAAUUUAGGAUUGUAAUGAAUUGGAUAGUACAGUGCUAGGUGAAUAAAUACACGAAUUUC